AUGUCAGGCGCACUUUGCAGUCACUGUAAUGGGAGCCAUGUAGAAGGAACCACUAGCUCAGAUAUCGCCAUGGAGCCUUCACAGCACAAUCGAAUUGAGCCUAAGAAGUCGUCUGAUCGAGAUUGGAAAGAGAUAAGACAGCGUCUGGAGCGCAAGAUUGCCGCUGCUGCCGCUCAGGUGAUCUCUGGGAGACCUGGCGGAGCGGACAGUCGCAGCAGGCCUAGAUGGGCUACGCCGCCGAAACAUAAAGAGCAGCGAUAUUAUCAAGUCAAACAGGAGGAUAAACUCACGACGAGAGGCGCUAAUCCAAGAACUGGUGUGGUUAGCCCGAGCAACCGCACUGAUAGCUCUAACGAAGAUCACGUUCCCCGUCCUCGAGUCAGUCAGAAAUGGAAAGUGAAUGGCGAUCAGUGGGUUAGUGUUGAUAUUGCUCAGACGCCGUCGCUACAUGGUUCACCGUUGAGCUACAAAUUAGCCAAGACUGUGUCAUCUGCCGGUUCGGGGUCAACGGAUCUCUCUUCGUCCGAUGACUGGGAAGAUAGAUUUGUGGUGUAUAUGCCGUCUGCCAAUGAUCCAAAUCCACCAUCAAUGACUGCGGAACAAAUCAGACUGUAUCAGGAGGGAAUAAAGAAACUUCAUGCAACCACCUCUUCGAGACACGAGAUGGAUGCGUCUAAGUCAUCGUCUGGCUCUCCGGAGCCCAAAAUCACGCAGCAUCCAAAGAAAAUCAGCUCAGUUCCUGUCUUGCAAAAGGGCACUACCUCUCAUUCUUUCUCUACAGACAGCAGCCAGCCUAUUUCGCCUCCCCUGGAUGGACCACGUCAAUACUUCAGCUCUGACGAAGUCGGACGAUCGCGGGUCAGCCCAGUUACCGAUAACCCUAAGCUCAAACAGAAAGAACUGUUCAAGAAGUUGAGAGAGGAGUGUUUCUUGGGAUGCGUUGGGGUGGAUGAGGCCGGUGCCAAAAAUCCGGAUGAAAUUUUGUUGUUCCCAAACUCGGACGAUGAGACUGAUUCCCAAAUAUCACCAGUUAUCAAGCCAGACAGAGGAAGUGACAGAGGGGAAUCAUCAGGUUUGUCAGGCACAAUACAGACAUCAAAGUUGCCCCAAGUUUCUGGUCAAACACUUCACAAAGCAACUCAAAAGAUUCUUGGCAAGCCUCAGCGUGCGACAACGUUAGUCAUUCCAUCAGCAUUGACGCCAGCACAGCCUACUAAAAUACCAAAACCUUCGAGCGGUGGCUCACCAACUAAUGGUCAACAUAAGACAAAAAAAGAUGAUAUUGCUGUUGUGUCCACUUCCACCGCUGCUGCUGGGCCCGCCAAAGCAGGAUCGCAACGAUCCCGGACUCGUGCAGCACCUAAAGCAUCAUCAAGGCCGCGCAGGUACAACAAUGAUUAUUCUCGAGCAACUUCAGAGAACGAUUUGUUCUUCGAAAGCUCUUCACCUGGGUCUAGUCAAGGGACGAACCAUAGCCCAGCGCCAUCAAGGAGUUCGGCCUCGCCGGAUUUUCUAGGGAACGGGUCAGGAGAUAGCGCCAUCUCUCCAUCUCAAAACAAUUAUUUUACGAGGCUGAAUACGAACGGUAAUUUUAAUACGCGGGUACGGAACGGAAGAUUAGCUGGCGACCCAGAAACCCCCAAGACACCACAUGUCGCUGAAUUGGACGGGCAGCAAGUAUCUCAGCAGCUACCGAGUCCACCCCUGAGUUCCUCACCUUCUCCACCUCCGGCAAAACCCAAAGCGGAAACUGCUACAAUCGAUACAAAGCCCCGAAAUAGGGAGAAAAGAGACACUCAUACUAUUCGGAUGGAAAUCCGAAUAAAGGCGGAAAAGGCAAGACAGGGCGCUGCUGCUGCCAAAACUGCAUCCGAGAGACUAGCAGCCGCCCGACAGCAUGCGGAGAGACUGGCCGAAGCACGCGCUGCGUACGACAAAGCCAAGUCUCAGAGCACUACGAAGAAGAUGGAUGGAUUGAAGCAGCAGAAGCUCAAUACCGAGAAAAUCAAUGAGGCUCGAAGAGCUUAUAAAGCAGCCAAAGCGAGAGAAGAGGCGGAGAAACAGGCAGAGAAAGAGAGAGAGGCAGAGGAAGAAGCAGCAAAGCAGGCAGAAAAGGAAGCAAAAAGGCAGGCCGAGAAACAAGCAGCACUACGAGCGGCUAGACUAGCCGAGCAACAAGCGGAAGCCCGUCAUAAAGAAGCGAAGGUCAAAUCCAAAACAUCUGUUCCAACUUCUUCUAGUGCGAAAAACGAAUCUAGUAAUAUCUCGUCAACCAAUGCAAAGAUAACACGAGAGCCGGCUCGGAAAUUGGGUGUACAUCGUCAAUCAGUUCCCGAAAAGAAGAGUAGGCGUGAGGAUAUUGGUGCCAGCGGACUCGACGAACCACAAAUUCCUAUCACUACUUCCCGCAAUCAUUACGAUAUAAGCAACGUUUUGAGCUUCGCCGUAUUCUACCUCUCCUUCAACAAAUUCCGCGACUUCCUUCGUGACCACAAAAUCUACUCUCAAAUUCUCCUCUACUGCGAAAAUCUCUUCCACAUGGCAACCCAUUGCUUCAAAGUAUGCAAACGCCUAGCAGAAGUAUGGCUAGAAUACAAACGAAACGGAUACCUACCACAGUCGUGUGUGGAUGAUUUCGGCCAAAUUGCAGGAGAUGUAGGGCAAGCUCUUGUCAAUCUUGCGGUUUUGUGUUUUGUGUUUGUCGUCGUGGUCAGGACGGCGGCGUAUGUUGUGAUUGUCACUAACUGGAUUAUAUGGUUUUGUAGGCCUAUUGGAUGGGUUUUUGGGAAUUUGGUGCGUGCUGUUAUGGAGUGAAGAUAUGUCUUUCUUUAAAAUUGGUUGUAUCAUAUAUUCUCAGGGCAGUUUGGUUCAAGCAUGGGUUGGUCGGGGAUGGAGUUGUCUUGGGAGUAAUGAUUGGAUAUUCUUCGAGUUCUCUGGCGUUCUUUUGCUUCUUCUUUUGGUGUUAUCCGUCCAUUGAUGUA
Messenger RNA from Talaromyces stipitatus ATCC 10500, 2981 nucleotides. RefSeq names its product NTP binding protein, putative. Lineage: Eukaryota; Fungi; Ascomycota; Eurotiomycetes; Eurotiales; Trichocomaceae. The transcript has a single exon. The record is from RefSeq and is a predicted model, not a curated record. The coding region runs from base 1 to 2814 and encodes 937 amino acids.